Molecule: messenger RNA, 348 nt
Organism: Mycena citricolor
Lineage: Eukaryota; Fungi; Basidiomycota; Agaricomycetes; Agaricales; Mycenaceae
Source: the annotation of a GenBank genome assembly
AUGGAGGAGGAGAUGGUUCGGGAUAAUAACAAGCAGAUGAUGGUUGCAUUGGGGUUGAUCGGCUUUGGGUACGCGGAGGCUAAGCGGCAGAAACCAAACCGUCUGUACAUGUGUUGGCCCCAAAUCCCUCCCAAUCCAUGUGUCAAUACACCCUGGAAAGCCAUGUACGUCAACGGGAGCGAUCGCGCAUUCAUCACCACUAUGGGUAUUGACACAGACAUGUUCAGCCGGGAACGCGUGAUCAAACACCUUCCUCAUUUGGUUUAUUCGAGGCUUUCUUGGUCUAUUCGAGGGGUCUCUACCCCUCGAAUAGAUCCUGGUUUAUUCGUGGUCUAUUCAAGGCCUUAA